AUGGAGACAUACAAUUGUAAAUAAGCUGUGUGGAAAAUCGGAGUAUUUCCUAAAUUUGUACAAAGUGUUCGCAUAUACGUCAAUGUGAUAUUUGUUGUCACAGUAUUGUGACUCACUGACGCUUUAAAAACAUUUUCACCCGAAUUAACCAUUGUCAAAAAAAGUCACAGUCGAAUGAUAUUUUAUCCUUGUAUUGAUAUAUAUUUUAUCUGUUUUCUGGAAAAACUCAUUUCCGUCUUCAGUGGUCUCAAUACGUCAGAGGUAAAAACUGUUGUAGUGGGUUUAGUCAUUUGUCCAUGUUUUAGUUUGAACAUUAUUAUCAGUUGGGUUUUUUUCAGAAAAAAAAUCUCAAGUUAAUCUGUACCUAAAUGCACUUGGAAUUAAGUUAAUAUCCAUAGGCUAGACAGUAUUGCAGUGUUGGCGAUGAUAUUUUAUGUAGUGGGACAUUUCAGUGAAAAGUAAGAGGUCAAAUAAUUUACCGGUAUAUAGGGAUGACCUAGGAUUUCUCGGGUUAGAAAGCACAAGCUGAUGACAGGAAAGGUAGCAGUGACAAUCAGAUGAAUACCAUUGGAUAAAGUGUUGGGAUUUAAGCUCAGUUACACAGACGCACCUACCGAUCACUCAUGUGUAGACAGAAAUAAGAAACAUGCCAUUUGGCCUACGUUUUAAAAGGACAAGGAGAUAUGAGGUUUCGUCCAAGAACGUGUUUGUGGUUGGAGUGUCCAUGUUGGACAAUUCAUUCCUGGAAUGUACUCUAAACUCGGAUAGCACGGGACAAGAAUGUCUGGAUAGUAUCGCUCAACGCAUUGAACUCACCGAGACCCAAUACUUCGGUCUCCGCUAUGUAACCAAGAAACUACAGUUCCACUGGGUCGACCUGACCAAGCCCCUGAAGAAACAGAUUGACAAGAAUGCCCAGGCAGCCACCGCACCCCGCCUCUACUUUGGGGUCAUGUUCUACAUCCCAGGGGCUCACAGGAUCACCGAUGACGCGGCAAGAUACAAUUACUUCCUGCAGCUGAAGACUGACAUUGUAGAGGGUCGAAUCCCUAUCAUCUUAGACCAGGUGGUCCGGCUCGCAGCUUUCUGUCUGCAAGCCGAGUUUGGUGACCAUGAUUAUGACAAGAAUGCCCAAGAUUACUUCAAGGACAACAACCUGUUCCCUAAGACAAUGUGUAAGGACGACAGUGUGAUGGCCGAGAUGAUGAACGAGACGCUGAGCGGCUACAUCAGUCUCCAGGGUGUGCAUCCUUUUAAGGCUGAGAUGCAGUAUAUUAAGGAGAUACAGAUGAUGGAUGGGUACGGCAUGGAGUACUACAUAGCCAAGGAUGAGAAAGCCAAAGAACUCUACCUCGGAACUUCCUACCUGGGAAUAUUUGCUCGUUAUCUGGAUGCCCAACCUGCUAUUUUCUUUAGAUGGUCAGAGAUUGCUCGCUUGACCCAGAGUAAGAAAACGUUGGAGAUUGACACAUCCAAGUCCUCCUGUCAAUAUCAUAUGGAGGAUUCAGAAACAGCUAAAUACUUCCGGCGAAUGGGUUCUUUACAGCAGAAAUUUUACAGGGCAAACAAGGGCACUCCUAGCUCGAGUAUGGUAGAUGUGAAUGAAUUUCCCGAGUCUGAGGGCAAUGUCAUGUUGGAUUUACAACAAAGCAUGCCAACUCCUGCUGAUUUCUCCGACCAACUGACCCAGUCGCAGACAUCACUUACAUACUCCCAACAUUCCCACCAGUCACAGCAAUCCCAGGACACGAGAUUCGAGCAAGAAUUGUCCCAGUCCACGGCGUCAGAGGACUAUUACCGUCAGUCUCAACAGUCCCUAGAGACAACAAGCAGUCACGAAUUAUCACAGCAACCGCAACCACAUGUGUUUCCCGACGGAGGUGUCAUGAUGAACGGUCGAAUGUACAGUCCCAUGAUGCAACACCAGCCUAUGCAUCCACCGCAAACCCCUCCACAACCUCCUCGUAUGGACCCAUCCUACGCCAGCAGGGCUGCGGCACUUCCCGCAUAUCGACCAAGUCCAUCUUACGACGCUGUAAUGAGACAGAGAGUCAACCAACAACAAAUACAAAACAAUACACAGAUAUACGGUCAACAACAACAACAACAACAACAAGGGGAGACAAUUUCGUACACCAGCCAACAAGGGGAGACAAUUUCGUACACCAGCCAACAAGGGGAGACAAUUUCAUACACUGACCAACAAGGUCAGGCAAUUCCAUUCUCCGGUCAGCCUGGGGAGGGUUUACAAUAUACUGGCCAACAAGGUGAAGGAAUACCAUUCCCUCACCAACACAGGACAUCCGAGAUGUCUCAGUAUGGUCCGCCUGAGAACGAUUAUGUUAAUAGUACCACUAUCAGAAACUACAGCAAUAGCACAAUGUAUGCCAAUGUGUUUCAAGAGGAAAAAGCUAACUACCUCCAGCAGUACCGACCAGAGAGUAACCUCAUCAUGCAGACUACAUACAGCACUCCGGAGCUUAACUCUCAGGGGGCACUGCCCCAGUAUAGUACAGACAAUGGGUUGAACGAGACCCUCCCCUUUCAGUAUAAACCGCCCCCUCCGUACCCCCGGGCCAGUAGUAGUACACCAGAUCUGGCUGUACAGACAAGCCAUGCAAACAGCAUUGGGGAUAGUCCUGAUCUUGUGUCACGUAAAAAUCUGGGUUUGUCUGCACUGGCUCUCCAGUCUAAUCUUGACAAAAGUGUGGAAAAUUUGGCUGAUGUUGUUCCAAAACAAAGUCAGAAUGUUGUGAUAGAUGCCAGUAGGCUGGAUUCUACACCUCAGAUAGCGAUCGAUCAGGUAAACACAGGGGCCAGCCCUGUGGAUAACGAUGAUGCAUCUAGUGAUCAUUCUGGUGCGACAUUCCACGCCCGUGACACAGACAGUGAAGUGGAGGAUGGUGGGGGUGACAGGACACUGAAACGUGAAGGCAGUAAGUCACAAAUACAAAUCAAAUAUGUUGCUCCUAGCAAAGCUCCCCCGCCGUCAACGUCCAAGGAAGUCGUCACACGGAGGGAAAGCUUCAGAAGGAUGUUGAUCGCUCGCACCACUGGACAACUCAAUCCCCCUACGUUAUGUAGCGAGGAAAUGUCCGGGGCCUCAGGGGUCAGUGGAUCAAAUACCAAAUCUGAAAAUGACGUUAUUCCCGAGCAAGUGGAUAUUGAUCUUGAUGCAUUAAAAUUAGAAAAAGCGAAAGUUGAUAGAAAUUUGUCAUUCCAGUCAAAGUUAGAAAGAAAGACUUCAAUCCAAACAAGUUUAGAAAGAAAUAGACUUAGUCAAUCGAAAGGCCAGUCGACAUUAGAAAGAAAAUCCUCCAGUCAAUCGAAAGGCCAGUCAACGCUAGAAAGAAAAUCUUCCAGCCAAUCCAAAGGCCAGUCAACAUUAGAAAGAAAAUCGUCUAACCAAUCAAAAGGCCAGUCAACAUUAGAAAGGAAAUCAUCGAAGCAAUCGACUUUAGAGAGGAAGGCUUCAAACCAAUCGAAAGUUGAAAGGACUUCGUCUAUUCAGUCUCAUACGAGUAGUGUGUCUGGAGGUAGUUCUGUGUCUAUGACCGAGAGAAGCUCUCCUAGCGGAGAUCAUGACUCGUACUUAAAUUUGAGCUUUGUGCCUCCGGUGGGGAAUUACAUGAGAGAGGAGACAGUGAAAAAGAUAAAGGAAUUAACUGAGAGGGAAGAGGAGUUCAAUAAAGACUACCUCUGUGAUUCCGACCCCGAGGAGGAGGGAAUCAAGAGACGCAUUGGUCCACUAAAAAUGGCCGCUCUGAAUGGUCUGACAUUGUCACGGCCAAUGGUUCUAGCCCUCAUGAACGAUGAGAGUAGGGCGCCGAAAGAUGAAAGGAGGAAGUUGCUAGAAACAAAACUGUCAGAGAAUCUCGUAUUUAAAGAAUUUGAAGAAAUUCCUAAAAAGGCACCGUCAAUGGAAUGUCAGUGUGCAAAACUUACCGAAAAUGAAUCUCGUAAUCGAUUCCGCGAUGUCCUUCCCUACGAUACUACGAGGGUGAAAAUUAGUCCAAGGAAAGACAACCCAUCUGGAUAUAUAAACGCAUCCCAUGUAAAGCUGCCUGUAGAUGACAGGGUGUGGUGGUACAUAGCUACACAGGCGCCCAUGUCAAACACAGCCGUCGACUUUUGGCAGAUGGUCUGGGAACAGGAAGUGGAUGUGAUUGCCAUGCUUACUGCCGUUGUGGAGCUUGGAAAAAGAAAAUGUUACGAGUAUUGGCCCCAGGAAAUUGGACCAGAACACAAGAUCAUAUUUGGCCAGUUUGAAGUGACCCUGAUGUUCUGUAACGACUCCCUGUGUUAUGUGACUAACAGAAUAUCUGUAGUCCAUCUUCCUACCAAGAAAGAGCGCCAGUUGUGGCACCUCCAGUACACAGACUGGCCUGAUCACGGCUGUCCUGAGGACAUGUACGGCUUCCUGGGCUUCUUGGAUGAGGUGGAGUCAGUACAAAGACUGGCAGAGAGCGAGGAGGGUAGCGGGAAGAAGCUGCCAAUCCUCGUCCACUGUAGCGCAGGUGUGGGGCGUACAGGUGUAGUCAUCCUCACACAAGUCAUGAAGUGGUGUCUGGAACACAAUCAUGAUAUAGAUCUACAGAAAGCUCUCGGAUCAAUCCGUCAGCAGCGCAUGUACCUGGUCCAGACGGUCGGACAAUACAACUUUAUACACAAGACACUGAUACAGUAUCUGAAAAAUACACGACUCAUAUAAACUGACUGCAAUGCUACUGAGAAUUACACCUUUAAUUAUAUAUCACUAGAACUGUGGAAGGAGCGAUUCAGCUCACAGGCCAAUUCAACGAGAUGAAGAUUUCUAGUGUAGCACAGAUGCUGGUCAGAAAGUGCUGCUAAGGAAGGCUACAGGUAGCCUUUUCACCAAGAAACGGACCUUUUGCGUUGAUUUGAAAGUUGAACCUCGCUGUUAAAAAUCAGGGAUUGUAGAAUAUACAGUAUUUUAUGUGAUUUUAACUUAAACUAGCAAGAUCCAUUGACUUUAUGGCAUUCAAAAUGGAUGGCUACUAGUUGAAUAGUGCUUACAAUGCAUCAGCAUUUGAUGAGUCGACACAAGUUUUAUUUUCGGAUGUUAUAGUAAUCAUUCAGCAUGUAAGAUUAUUUUACAUGUUGGCAUCAAAGGUUAAAAGGUCACACAAUGGAAUGUGCUACAAGAGGUUUAGAUGUUGUGCACGUUUAAAAAGUGGAUUGUUAACAUUUAAAAUUUCUAAAUGUUCUGUAUGUGAAAAUGUGAAAAAUAAUGUUUUACAUGUCCGAAAAAAACUGUUCACCAGGUGUGAAAUGUUUGGAAUUGUUUGAAAUGUUAUGCUUCAUUUGUGCCAUAUACACACAUCGAUAUUAAAAGGAAAAUGUUUUCAAUUACAUGUACAAAUUACUUCAUUAUCAGCAUUCUAUAGAAAAAUAGAUAACGGAAUCUCAGUUUUGAAACUUUGUCACUAUUAUAAAACAGUAAAAAAGGAAAUAGAAUUCUUCUGCUUUGUGAUAUUUAUCAUUUGGAUUAUGAUUUAUUUGGACAUAUAUUUUGAGACAUUACUCCCUGUAUGUUCAUAUUUAUCAACAAGCUUGACAUAGAUUUGUAGUUCAUAUCACAAUUAGCCAGAAGUAUUCCGACAUUUUGUUUCAAUUUUAUAGCAGUAUGACAUUGGUUAAUUGAAGCCAGACAGAUGUAUAAAAAGGUUAUCAAAACAUCAGAAUGAUUUGGACUUUAUCACCAGCUUUAAUGUCACUGAUGUGUGUCCACCUUGGAUAUCUCUUUAAUAGAGGAUGAGGAUGCGAUAAUAAGAAUAAUUGUUUGCUUAUUAAAGGAAACAUCCAGUUGUUUCAAUCUUCCCAUGAUAUUACGCCAUAGCGAGAUAGGAAAUUGAAAAUGAUUAUAAAAUAAUAUAAACCCAUGUAGAAUAAUAGCAUGCAAUAUAAUAGUUUUAAUUGUUUCUUGUGAUAUUUUUAGAAAUUGUUUGAUUUAGAUUUAUAUAUAUAUAUAUACAUGUAUAUCUGUUUUUUUUUUUUUUUUUUUUUGUAAAAUGUCUAGAGAUCUAAAAUUAUUCAUUUAAAUGCCAUUGAUAGUGAUAAUUUGAGAUAAUUCUACAGAUUAAGAGUUCAGUGAUCAGUUUAGAAUCAUUUAAAUCAUUAUCCUGAAAUAGUGUAUAAACAAGCCAAAAUUGAAGUUAUUUUAAUUCAUUAUAAUUCAAUAAUUACAUUUCAAUUUGAAUUUUUAAUUGGAUAAAAAUGCCAAAUGUUUUGAUAUAAAUGAUCAGCAAUUCUAUUAGAUUACAAUAUCCAUGUACCCAUUAUAUACUCAAUUUACAACGACUCAUUCUUUGAUCCACAUAAAAAUGUAUUUGUGAAUGUAAACUCAUGCUUUGAUCCACAUAUUUGUGAAUGUAAAUUUCGUUUAAUUGAUCUAGUCAUUGAUUGAAGUGUUCUGUUUGUUGAAAAUGACUUGUUUUGUGGAAUUUUUUCAUCCCAUUUUCAUUGCUUCUGUUAAAUAUCAUCUUAGUUUUCACUGAAGUAAUAAGUUUUUCUGUGUAUUUUUUGUAUGAGAGACAAAUAUGUUAGAGCUAUUUACAUUGUACUUAUAAAGGUAGGAAUUUGUUUCAAGGUCAACAAUUGAUACCUUAAUCUUCUUCAAAGGAUAUCAAUGCCAGUGGGUGUUAUUUUCACUGUUUUCAAGGAUAGUAUUAAAUCACAAAAAUAACAGACAUCAAAAAUAAAAAUAAAAUUAUCAUCUGUUUGACAGCCUUUAAGAAAAACACAUUCUUUUUGCAUUAAAUGUUGUUUCACAAUUUCCGAAAGAAAAAAGACAUCAUUUAUGCAUCAAAUAUUUGUUAAAACCACAGAGAUUGUGAACUAUCGAAAAAAUAAACCUUAGCAGUAUUUUUGAAAUGUUUCUAGGAGUAAAGCCGAGUUGAAAGGUGAUCAUUAUUAAGUAGAAUGGUUGUGACUUUGUAUGCCAGUAUGAUGUGAUUGAGAUUUCUUGGUGCAAUAUAUAUGGUGUGUAGUUAUUUUAUUUCCGACAAGUUUAAAUGUAUUUAAUUCAUAUUAUAUAUUUACAGGCAUGAAUUUUCAUCAGAGACAAUUAAAGGUACACUUACUAUGUGUUGUACUAUUUUAGGAGCAAUUGAGAAUCACCAGGAGUUAUAUUUUUUAAUAACAUUUUUAAGUUUAUGGUACAGAUAUGAGAUAUGGAAUAAUAUCUGUGUUUUAUAUUUGGUAUAUAUUGAAGGUGGUUGUGAAUUUGUGAUUUAGUCUGGGCCCUGCUUCUUUAGAUAACGGUAUUAUUUGUUAGAAAUAAGGCUUAAUUAAAUUCAGGAGAGUUAAUUUGAAUCAUGUCUGGUAAAUUCUGAUAAUCUUGUAUAAAAAAAAAACUUAUGCAAUUUUUCAGACUAAAUUUUACAUUCAAAAUUCAUUGUACAUGUUCUUCAUAAUGGGUGUCUUUUUCAAGUUUUGGACAGUUGUGCCUUUUUAGUUCAAUGUGUUAUGACGUUAUAUGCAGAAAUGAUAUUCUGGUACUAGCUUUUUAAAUUGCGAACAUGUAAAGGGAGAUAACUCUACAGGUGUUUUUGUUACAUGGAAACAAAAUGGCCAGACUACAAGAUUUCACUGUACAAUAUUCAACAUAGUGUAUUUCAUUAAUAAUAUUAUUGUGUCUUUUUUUUUCAAAUAAUGAAAAUCAUUAUAUCGUAAUUAUACAGGCAUAGAUUUUUUCUUUCAUUUUAACAAUAAUAUAUUGUAUUGUACAUAUAUAUACUUAUACUUAUGUAAAAAUUGCUUCCUUAUUCAGACUGUAAAACAGACAAACAAUUCAACAUAUGUAUGUGGUAUUUGUAACAUUUUUGUUCCCAUGAAAUAUAUUUCAUAAUGAAGUCAUAAAAUGUAGCCGAUAUAUAUAUAUUGCUUAUUUUUUCAUUUUUCUUGCAGUUUAAAUUUGUAUUAUAUCUUUCAUUAUCAAACUAAAAGUGGAUCUUUAAAUUUUUAUUUUUUUUUCAUUCAAAAAAUCUUUCAUGUAUAAUGAAGUUUCAUGAUUAAUGUAUCUUCAUAAGAUAAAUAAAUCAUGUACUUGAGUAUUUUCUUUUUUACUCCUAUAAUGAACACAUAAAAUGAAUUUUACUGACUGUGAUACUGACAAAAGGUUGUAUUUACCGUAAAACACUUCAGUAUUGUCAAAAUCUCAAGUCUUAUCUGAUAAAGAAAUUAUAGUGCAACUUACGUUUAUUCUAUGGAAAGGAUGGGAGGCAGUUUUCAACCAAUCUCCCAAGACUUUGAAACCAUUCGUCUAUACUAUACUUCAUAUGUUUAAUUUUGCAUGUAUAUUGCACAUUGCUGUAGUCUUUAAACUAAUACCUCCCAUCCUUUCUAUAAAAUACUUUCGGAGUAUAUGGUAGAUAUCAGUAUUAUCAUAGCUGUGUUCCCUAUGAUUCUGGGGAUUGUUAGUGGUGUAAAGACUAGAAAUCCAUUAUAGUAUGAUGUGGCUACGUCUUGCCAAACAGAUUUAAACUACAAAAUAUGUAUAUUCUUGUCAGAACUUCGUCAUUAUGUAGGAGGGUAACACCCAAGAUAUUUCGUUUUAUUGUCCUAGAAUAAAUCAGAUUUAAUCAAAUCUUGUUGUUAUGCUGAAUAACAAUUAAUCAUUACAAAUUAUUUUCAUAUUUGAUACUUAAUAUUUGAUUUCUGCAUAAUACAAUGGAAAAUCUUCAUCGUCAAUACAUGUACUGUACUAAAUUAGCAACAGGUAAAGGGAGAUUAUCCAUUAUUUUAAACUUAUUUAAUGUAUUGUCCGAUAGAUAACUUCAUCAUAAAUAAUCUUUUCAUUUCGUCAGGAUAUAUCAUCUACAUUUCUUUAAUACUUUAGAUCUGUUUGUGGAAUCUCUUUAUUGGACAUGGUGGGGAUGUUGCUGGGGACCAUAUGUCUGUGUUGAUAUUUGUUUGUACUAUAACUUCAGAAAACAGGAGAUAUGUAAGGCAACUUUAAUUACCCUAAUGGAGCACCAGUUUAUCAGUCACUUUUGAAAUCUGCAGAAUAUUCUACUUGUAAUUUUUUCAUCACAUUCAUCAAAUUAUUUGCCAAACUAUGGCAUAUUACACAAUUGUAAUACAUUUGUGAUAAGUAUUUCACAAUAUGAUUACAUUUGUAUAUAUAUUAUUCUGUUUUUUUAAAUAUUUCCAAUGAUGUCUACAUUGAUGAAAGUAGAAAGAUUGUUCACUACAGUACUCUGAAAAUAAAAAUCCAGUUUCUUUGAAUCGUAUCGUAAAUGGCACCAACAAUUUUUGUUUGUCUCCAUGUACACCUAUCAUCAUACACUUGUUACAUAUUUUGUUAAUCAUUUAUCAUGGAAGUAUUUAUCCUAUUUUGAAUUUCCUAUACAUGUACCAUGAAAACCUGUACACUGCCAUUACGGCAUCCAGCAGGAUUGCAAAAAAUAAAAAUACAAGCCGAA
Molecule: messenger RNA, 9446 nt
Organism: Pecten maximus
Lineage: Eukaryota; Metazoa; Mollusca; Bivalvia; Pectinida; Pectinidae
Product: tyrosine-protein phosphatase non-receptor type 14-like
Exons: 19
Coding region: 647-4711 (1354 amino acids)
Biological process (GO): protein dephosphorylation
Cellular component (GO): cytoskeleton
Molecular function (GO): protein tyrosine phosphatase activity
Source: RefSeq, a predicted model, not a curated record